Messenger RNA from Selaginella moellendorffii, 1432 nucleotides. RefSeq names its product zeaxanthin epoxidase, chloroplastic. Gene Ontology annotation, molecular function: FAD binding. The record is from RefSeq and is a predicted model, not a curated record. The transcript is spliced from 5 exons. The coding region runs from base 11 to 1249 and encodes 412 amino acids. Lineage: Eukaryota; Viridiplantae; Streptophyta; Lycopodiopsida; Selaginellales; Selaginellaceae.
CAAGCCGGUGAUGGAAGUGGCCAUAGUUGACGCGGGCCUUGCGCUUGCCGCAGGCCUACAUUCUCGAGGAAUCCAAGCUCACGUGUUCGAGAAAUCCCCAAACCUCAUCGUGGACACCGCCACGGCCACCAGCCUCGGUCCCAAUGCCAGCCGCGCCUUGGAUGGCAUCAGUGUCGGCCUCUCGGCGGCGAUCAAAUCGGUCGCGAGCAUCACCAAAACAACCAAGGUCACAUUCUGUGGAUCGCGCAAUGGCGACGAGACCUUUGUGACGAGGUAUGAUGGUGUCCGGGACGACGAGUUCUACGUCGUGAAAUGGCGCAGCGCCAGAUCCAUCCUCGCCUCGCGAGUCCCAGCUCUGUACAUCCACUGCUCCCACGCGCUCCUCGACUACUGCCUGGAAGAUCAAUCCGUGGCGCUGCGAUUCCAGUGUGGCGGUGAGGUCGCGAUAUUCCGCGCCAAGUUCGUGGUGGGCGCCGAUGGAAUCAACUCGGCGGUGAGGCGAGCGAUGUAUCCCGCCGAUCGCCCGCGGGAUCUCCAUCUCAUCAACUGGAACGCGCUCGUCCACAAUCCUGGGAGAUUUUCGGUGCACGAUCGCGACCAGAUCGCAAGCAUCCGAAAGGGCCCAUCAGUGUCCUUCCUCGUCGACGCCGGCGAGGAUUACACGCUGUGGGUGCUUAGAGUUGAGGAUCGCAGCACCGCGAAGGGAUCCAGCGAUGGAUUUUGCGAUGAAUCCGGCAAGGCGAGGGUGCUGCAGGAGAUUGACAAGCUUCUGGGCUCGUCUCCCGCGUGGGAGCCGCUCAAAGUCGCGGUGGAAGCAACCGAGGCGGGGCAGAUAUUCCAGAGGAGAAUCAAGGACCGAAUUCCACUCGAGAGCUGGAGCGAUCUCGAUCACAGGGUGGUGCUCAUGGGCGAUGCUGCGCAUGCGAUGCAUUGGGGCCCUGGCCAAGGAGCAAGAACAGCCUUCGAAGACGCUCAUCAGCUCUGUGAGCUUCUCUCGCCCGCCCUCGCGGCUGGAAGUCCUGAAGAUCUCAAGCGAGCAGUGAUCAGGUAUGAAGAGCUUCGAAUCCCUCGCAUGACAAGGAUCCAAAACUUCGCAGCAGAGACAACUUCCAUAGCCGACUUUAUGCCGGCUUGGGUGACGGAGUUGACGCCCGGGGAUCUGUGGGGCCGGUGGAAGGAAUUUCAACAAUGGGCCGCUAGUUACCCGCUAAACAUUACUGGCGAUCCAGAUUCAACAUACUUCAAGUAAAAUGCGGAUUAUUCUAACGAGCAAUAUUUUUCUUACCUGGGUAUUAACUAGAAACAUCGACAACGGUGGGAUUCGGACCCACGACCUUCAGAUCCGAAGUCUUACGCGCUAAUCCACUGCGCUACGCGGCCUCAACAAUUUCUCGAAAUGUAUAAAAAAAAUAUAAAACUAUUCUCGUAUCAA